This is a messenger RNA of Macrobrachium nipponense, 2466 nucleotides long. RefSeq names its product tripartite motif-containing protein 3-like. The record is from RefSeq and is a predicted model, not a curated record. Gene Ontology annotation, molecular function: ubiquitin protein ligase activity; peptidyl-prolyl cis-trans isomerase activity. Gene Ontology annotation, biological process: protein peptidyl-prolyl isomerization; protein ubiquitination. Bases 349 to 1935 code for a protein of 528 amino acids. NCBI's taxonomy places the organism in Eukaryota, Metazoa, Arthropoda, Malacostraca, Decapoda, Palaemonidae. The transcript has 6 exons.
AGAAGACAAUGAUAGGUCCGUCACUGGUAACUGCGUCUCUAGCAAACACCGUCCAGUCGACGAGGUCACGCCAGGUUAGAAGCAACAGGUGCACGACGACGGUUUUGUUUACACAGUGAUCGUGUUAGCCAUACGUGCGUACGUGCGUGCGUGAGUGAGUACGUGUUCGUAAGUGAGUGGUGACAUCCCAGAGCUUUCCAUCAGGACGUCUCGACCGCAGCCUAUGGAAUGACGCGCAUCAAUUUUCGGCAAGGUCAAAACUCCUGCUUAUAAUCAACUCUGGAAAGACGAUAUACCCAUCGACGGAAGCACUUUGAGCUAAGGUCCCGUUCGACUUGUCGCGGCAUCAUGCAGGUCGAGUACACAGAGAGUGGUGAUAGUAAAGAUGAGGGAGACAACCCGGAAGAUUGCGACGUCUGUUCGUGUCCCUUCAACUCCGAACAACGAAGGCCUCGAUGUCUCCCCUGCUGCCACACCUUUUGCACACAAUGCAUUGCCAAGAUGAUCGUCUCGGGGCACGUCACGUGCCCCAAAUGCCGUGAAAGACAUUAUGCCACCAGUGCCAGCCAAUUUCCAGCGAAUUUCAGCCUGGAAUCCCUCAUGAGGAAACUGAAGGCGAGGCAGAUGUCGUCUACGGAAGCUAACGCGACAGUACCUAGAAAGACUGAACCAUCGAGUAGCAUGGAAGAACCUGAACACUCCGUCAGACAGCAAAUCGAACGCGUCCAGAACCUGUCCGCUGUUUACCGCGAAAUGGGCGACAGGCUGACAGAGCACAAAAGGCGCGCGAGCGCGCUCAUCAACGCUCACAAAGAGCAGGUGAAGCGAAUAGAAUCCGGGGAGCACGAGCAACGCCGUCAAGGGCUGCAAAAACUGUCCGAGGAGAACGCAGCCGUUUCACUCCGCCUCCAAGAAAAGGUGGAGUGUUUGUCAACGCUGAGCCGAGAAGGUAUUGAGAAAUGUCUCGGCUUGACGGCUUCCCUCCUCAGCCUGUCCUUGACGCCCACCCAGGAGGAAAAGAUGAACCAAGCCCUGGCCGAGUGCGACCGAUGCAUUUGCAUACAAGACGCCUGGCUGGAAAAAUGCAAGGUCACCCUUUCAGACGACCGCGCUGCCAGGGCGUCACAAGAGGUGUUGGCAAGGACCCGGGAUGCUCUGUCUGUGACGUCUUUGACAGGCGACAUCGAACGUUCGCGCCAUUCAUCAUCCAUUAAGGUGGAAGACCUUCUGGAGCUGGGGGAGGGAGUCCAAUCCCUUUUGAAAGAUGGUCGAGUGUUUGCUCUGCACCACAAGAUAGGAGAAGGAGGUGGAGGAAGACCUCGCUUCGCCAAAGUCAGUCUCCACGGGCAGAAGAAUCUUUGCCUCCACCACCUCCAAGAGAGAGAGGUGCCCCUGGAUUCUACAGUUCUUUCGUACAACGAAAUUCACAAGCUCGCGAACACCGAAGAAACGAUAGCAUUCCUGGAUUUCGGAUGGGACGGCACGGACCUCGGCCGCGUCCAGAUUCGCUUACACCCCGCAGACACGGGGCGGGCCAAGCAGUUCGCCCUCCUGUGCACGGCCCUCUGGGGCCCGACAUACGCCAACACCCGCCUGCUGGCCGUUGGUAACCGAGGGGCUCCUUCGGAGUUCGUCAGGGGAGGCGACUACCAGCACAACAAUGGCACAGGGGGCGCCUCGCUCCUUCCAGGCCUCAGACGCGGCGGCGAAUACUGGAGACAGCAGGUGUCGGGGUCGGUCAUGGCGGCCGGCAGCUGGGGGGACGCCUGCAGUGCCCAGUUCAUCAUUAGCACGAGGAAUCCCGCAUCGGCCCAGCGGGACGACACCAUCUUCGGGCAAGUGGCGGACGGCUUGCAGGUCCUCAAUGCAGCAAUCAAAGACGGCCGGAUCACCAGGGUGAAUGUGACUGACUGCGGUAUUAUGAUCCCGCUGUAAUGGCCACUUGCAUUCUGCUCGGCGGACUUAAUCCCGACAUCUAUACUACUUACAGAUCCUCCGACACCAGAGCGUCGAGGGUGAUGUUCCAUCUUCCCGGCGGGAGACGCAUUCGGUAGCCUCCGCUAAAUGACAUUUUCAUCGCGAAUUUGCAUACGUUAUCUCCGCCUUCAUCUGAUCUCUGUCAGUUGAGGAAAUUCAAUUUUGAGAGAAUUCGGGCGGAGGGUCCUAAUGGAGUUACCCCUUUCUCAGUGAGAGAGAGAGAGAGAGAGAGAGAGAGAGAGAGAGAGAGAGAGAGAGAUGAACUGUAUUCACUUGGAAGAACGAAAGUAUCGUCCAAAUAACUUUGUGAAUUUAAGUUAUGGGUAAAAUUUUUCGACUUAUCUGGGAGAGAGAGAGAGAGAGAGAGAGAGAGAGAGAGAGAGAGAGAGAGAGAGAGAGAGAGAAACUAUAUUCACUUGGAAGAACGAAAAUAUUGUCUAAUAACUUUGCGAAUUUAAAUUAUGGGUAAAAUUGGCUAAGAUGUCUGUG